UAGCAGCAUGUCUCGGAGGAAGAUUUCUUCCGAGUCCUUCAGCUCUUUGGGAUCGGACUAUCUGGAGACCAGCCCAGAGGAAGAGAGCGAAUGUCCCCUGUCCAAGCUCUGCUGGAACGGCAGCCGAAGCCCUUCUGGCCCUCAGGAGCCCAAUGCAGUUGCUACCGCCACGGCUGCCACGGCCACUGCCACUGCCACUGCCACAGCGACUGCUGGGGCUAGGCGUGCUCAGCGCCGGAGACGGGUCAACCUGGAUUCUCUGGGCGAAAGCAUCAGUCGCCUGACGGCGCCCACGCCUCAGAUUAUACAGCAGACUCUCAAGAGGACACUACAGUAUUAUGAGCAUCAAGUUAUUGGUUACAGGGAUGCAGAAAAGAAUUUCUACAAUCUUUCUAACAGAUGCUCCUAUGCAGACCAUUCCAGCAAAGAGGAAAUUGAAGAUGUCUCAGGAAUUCUUCAGUGUACCGCUAACAUGCUUGGUUUGAAGUUUGAAGAAAUGCAAGAAAGGUUUGGGGAGGAAUUCUUUAAUAUCUGCUUUGAUGAGAACGAGAGAGUCCUUCGGGCUGUAGGCAGCACCUUGCAGGACUUCUUUAAUGGCUUCGAUGCUUUGCUGGAACAUAUUAGAACUUCAUUUGGACGACAGGCCACUCUGGAAUCUCCAUCUUUCCUAUGCAAAGAGCUUCCAGGAGGUUCUCUCAUGCUCCAUUACUUUCAUCCUCACCACACUGUGGGAUUUGCAAUGCCUGGAAUGAUAAAGGCUGCAGGAAAGAAGAUCUACCGGCUGGAUUUGGAGGUGGAACAAGUGACCAAUGAGAAACUGUGUUUGGAGGGGUCCAACCCAGGGAAUUGCAGCUGCCUCACAUUUGUCAUUAAAGAAUGUGAAAAUUCAAACAUCACGAAAAACCUUACACCUGGAACAUCCCAAACUCCUGCUGAUCUCCGAAUCAGCAUCAACACCUUCUGUAGAGCUUUCCCCUUCCACCUAAUGUUCGAUGCCAGCAUGCUGGUUCUGCAGCUGGGGGAAGGGCUGAGGAAACAGCUCCGAUGUGAAGCUCAUAAGACUCUGAAGUUUGAAGACUGCUUCGACAUAGUUUCCCCAAAGAUCAAUGCCACAUUUGAAAGAGUCCUGCUGAGGCUGUCUACACCAUUUCUGAUUCGGACCAAACCAGAGGCUUCUGGUUCUGAAAAUAAAGAAAAGGUGAUGGAAGUCAAAGGACAGAUGAUCCACGUUCCAGAAUCAAAUUCAAUUUUGUUUUUGGGCUCUCCAUGUGUAGACAAGUUGGAUGAACUCAUGGGCCGUGGGCUGCAUCUCUCAGAUAUCCCCAUUCAUGAUGCAACUCGUGAUGUGAUAUUGGUUGGGGAGCAGGCCAAAGCCCAGGAUGGACUAAAGAAGCGGAUGGACAAGCUAAAGGCAACAUUAGAAAGAACUCACCAGGCUCUAGAAGAAGAGAAGAAGAAGACAGUAGACCUUCUGUUUUCCAUUUUUCCUGGAGAUGUAGCCCGGCAGCUAUGGCAAGGACAGCAAGUACAGGCCAGAAAGUUUGAUGAUGUCACCAUGCUCUUCUCUGAUAUAGUGGGUUUCACAGCUAUCUGUGCUCAGUGUACCCCUAUGCAAGUAAUUAGCAUGUUGAAUGAGUUAUAUACCAGAUUUGAUCACCAAUGUGGAUUUCUGGACAUCUACAAGGUGGAAACAAUAGGCGAUGCAUACUGUGUUGCAGCAGGACUGCACAGGAAGAGCCUUUGCCAUGCGAAGCCCAUUGCCUUGAUGGCCUUGAAGAUGAUGGAACUUUCAGAGGAAGUGCUGACACCUGAUGGGAGACCAAUUCAGAUGAGGAUAGGGAUUCACUCAGGGUCUGUUCUGGCUGGAGUUGUUGGUGUAAGAAUGCCAAGAUACUGCCUCUUUGGAAACAAUGUCACCCUUGCCAGCAAGUUUGAAUCAGGCAGCCAUCCACGACGCAUCAAUGUCAGCCCUACAACUUACCAAUUAUUGAAGAGAGAAGACAGUUUUACCUUCAUUCCUCGGUCCCGUGAAGAGCUUCCAGACAACUUUCCAAAGGAAAUCCCUGGGAUCUGUUAUUUCCUGGAGCUCACAACCGGUCCCAAGCAGCCAAAGCCCUCGAUCUCUUCAACUCGAAUGAAGAAGGUUUCCUACAACAUUGGCACCAUGUUCCUUCGGGAGACAAGCCUAUGAGACCUGCUACAGAUCAAAGACUCAUAACUAAAGCACAAGCCCACAACCUGGGUCUGGACAGAAAAGUGAAGAGAGACCCUUUCUUCUUCACUACAUCAUCCUGGGCAAGCAGUACAAUCUCUGUGUAAUGUCACGCAAUAAUACUAGAAUAAGGUGGGUGAUGACUGUCAGUAAACAAACUGGACGGGAAGACAAGUAAGGGAAUGAGAUGCAUCCAUCCUUAAAUGAUUUAUUAUUGGCCACUUUAAAAAACAAAUUAUAAUCAUAAUCCCUUUAUCAAAUAAAACCUAAAAAUAAAUUCCUUGGGUUUUCUGUUUGAUAUCCAUGAGGUGACAUGACCUUAAGAAUUGUACCCACUGAAAAACAAAGGAGAGCCAGUGUGGAGUCUGCAUUCUUAGUUUCAAUGUGUGAAUUCAGUAAAGGAAAUUUUAUAAUUUUUUUGGAAGAGACAUUUCUUACAGAUACCAUAGAGGUUUGGUCAACUUCCCAGCCAGAGAAAUUGUAACUGAGUAAAAUAUUUUAGGGAUAUUACCUAUUUUUAUACAUCUUUCUCUUUCUGGAUAAAUAACAUUUCACAUAACAAUUGAAUCAGCUUUUCAGAGUAAACUACUGUAUAUUUGGUGUAUUAUGUAACUUUAACCUAAUAAUCUAAUAUGGUUACACUUAUUUAGAAGGAUUAGUAUCAGAUAGGGAUUACUUCAGUGGGGAUUUCAUUUGUGCAGAAAACCCUGUCCGUCUGCUUAGUAGACAUGUCUUUCAAAUGUAAUUAUUGUAACAUGAUUUUUUUUAAAAAAGUGGAGUUCCUAGAAGUAAACUAGACAAUAAAUACAUGGAGAGAAAUCUUUUUUCUUCUUCUCAUUGAAAAUUUGCAGUAAUUUACAAAGGAAAAUUACUUUGGUCUCUCUAAUGGUUUCCCUCUAAUUUAUAGGUACUUUAAAAUGUAGGUAGAUAUUGGGACUUGCUAAAUUAUGCCCCACAAUAUAAUACUUAUUAAAUACCUACUAUGUGCAGAGCACUGCACACGCAAAAUGUACUAAAUGUCAUUAUCUUUGUAUUUCUCUCCUUUCUGAGUCAGUGCGAAUGAUGAUAGAUUGUUGCCUCAUAAGAAUGGAAUUGGGUUACUUAUUGCUCUUGUGAGCUACUUCCAGUGACUGUGGGUAUUAGUGUGAAGUUCAAAAUUUUGCCAAGAUUGGCAAUAUUUAAUGGUUUUAUUUUCUUGUAUAGCAUAAAAUAGACAAAAGUUCCUAUUGUAUGGUUUGGAGAAACAAAAAAGGCAAGUUAUGCUGCAGUUUGAUGCUACUUUUUACAAUAAGUGACUCCCCAUCAUGGAAGUUUGAAGAGGUCUACUAUAUUCAGACCUGGUGAAUUCCCCCUGCCCACAAUCACUGCAGUAGCCUGCAGGUUUUUAUUGCAUGAUUCCCUAAAAUUGAAUCCUCUUCCCCUUGACCAACACUGCAUGAAAAAAGGAAUCUACAUCAUUACUGACCUACCCUGAAGUCAGGGGCACUGUGUUGCAAGGAUAGUCAGAGUUUGGAAUCAAGACAAAUUCAAAAGGCCUGUUCUAAUUAAUGAUCUGGAAGCAUUUGUUCUGUAGCUCUAUUGUGAUGUGUGGCUAUUUCCUUAUUCCAUGGUUACUCAUUGCUUUCCCUCCCCUGGAUUUGAUUAGUAAUCAAGGUAUAUUGAAUUCUGUGGUGCGUUUUUUGCCCCUUUUCUUUAGGUCAGAGAUUUACAGUGGUAACUGCUGUACCACAGCUGAGAAUUAGAGAUUUAAAAGUGUCUUUCUAUAAAAUAAUAUCCUAAUUAUGAGGCUCAAUAAAUCCUCCUAAAGUUGACUAAGAUAUGUGGAUGGGAAGCCCUUUUAGAUAUAAAAAUUAUGUCUUGUGAUCAUUAUUGUUAAUAUAAUUGUUGGGCUCUCUCACCCUUGAGUAGGGCACUGGCAAAGCAGUGGAGGGAAGAUGAAGAGACUAUAUUUCUUGCCCCUCAAUGUGUUCUCCACUUCUUCUAGGCCAAGGGCUUUGUCUUCCACCAAGAGGAGAGAAUGCCAAGGUCAUCGUGUCAGGGCUCUUCCCUGCUUGACUCCUAGGGUGCUUCAAACUUAUUGUAGACCAUGUGGCCCAGGUAAACUUAGAGCUUAGUAGUCCCCUUCUCAAGGUAGGAGAUAGCUUAGCUACCUGACAGCAUGUGAGCACCUAAAGAUCGAACAUGGCUCAUUUUAGGAUCAUGCUAGUUCUUAUAUUCAUGAAUGGAAACCAGAUAUUGCCAAAUGACUUCUCUUGUAUUGCUGAACAUUUUCAUUUAUUAAUAAUGAUGAAUAUGCAAUCAUAUAUAUGUAUAUAUGUAAAUAUUCAUCACAUAAAUUCAUACAAGUUAUAUAUAUAUAUAUAUACAUAUAUAUACAUAUAUAUAUUAUGUGCUUGUGUAACCAUAUGGCUAUAAGAAGUUUCUAGCAUCUAUUCAGCUUGUUCUUUUGCCUUUUGCGGUGGAUUUUCCCUAAAGAUCCAAACAAAGAAAUAGCCACACUUGGUUUAAGGAGCAGUAGGUAAGAAGAUUCCAAACUCUCCUGGAUAGUCAUUGUCCAAUAAGGAGAAUCAGAUCAAGUGAGAAAAAAGUUGUAUACAGUGUAAACUCUCAUUUUAUCAGAAUCAACUGAUUUCAACAUUGAUUUAUGCAAUUCACUUACAGAAAAAAUUGGAAUGUAUACUACUAUAUUCACUUAUAUUUCUGUCACAUGUCAAAUUAAAGAAUUUAGUAUAGAUUCAGUUAUAUGUGUGUAUACAUAUAGCUAUGUCAUACUCAGGAUAUGAACUUACAUUUUUUUUUCAUGCAGUUAGAUCUAAUCUUGUUCUAUGGAGCUCUGUUCUGAAGGAGUGAUUCACUUUAUCUUCUUUAUCUUGUCACCUUUGUCUUGUUAUUGAUUAUUCAAGUUCCCAUGUUGCUAUCUGUCUUUGCAAGGUGCUGUAAGUAAUAUCUAUGAAUUCCAUUCAUAGCCAUGGAAGUAUGAAACUGUAAAGAGCAGGAUAUUUCCAUUAUAGGGCAAGUAAGCCUAAAGUUUCCACAGUUUUCUAAUUAGGAAUAUGAACUGAAACAGUUGGAUAAGAAUACUGGCAAGUUACUCUUUGCCUUCUCAACAUCAUAAAUUUACUUGACUGAUGUCUGCACUGACAUUUUACAUUUUAAAAAAGAUUUUUCAUGCAGCAUCUCCCAUGUAUCAGAAGACAUCAGACUGAAAUGUAAUUGACUGCCCCUCAUAGAAAUAUAAUGGUAUUAAGUGCAGAAUCAUUUUAAAAUCAUUUGUUACAUAUUAAGCUUCAUUUGUAAAAAAUACACUUUCAGAAGAUAGUCAGUAUCUAUAGUAUGACUCUUCUAAUGUACUCACAAGGAGCUAAUUUGGAGUGACUUGAUAAUCAUAGCUGUCAAUGCAAGAAAUUGAUGUCAAUAUCACCAUGGAAAUAAUACUAAUGUUGGAAAAUAUACUGAAAAGGAAAUAUAACACUUAUUUAGCAAAACCAUAAUCUACCAAAAUGUGUAAAGAACAUAUUGAGCAUGAUCAGUAUAGAACUAAUAACAAUAAUCAAAAUCAUUGAUAGUGAUUCAAAAUAUGAAGUUCUGUGCUUUUGCAUCAUGGAAACUAGAUGAUUAAAAAUGGCUCCCUUAGAAAUAAAUUUACUUAGAUCAGUUCUGGGUGACAAUGUGAGGAACAAAACUUGUGGUAGAUUUCCCAGUAUUGUCACUUGCCUCUGUGCUUAAAUCUUACUUAUAAGUAAUCAAUUAUGGUUUAAAUUUUACAUUGUUUUCCCUUAACAAUGUGUGGGACUCUGUGAUCUGUGGACUAGCUAUGAUUUGGAGAAUGAACCUAAUUUGACAUUUCUUGGAGAGGUUGGAAACUCAUUAGUUUAAAUGUUUGAGGCUCAUGGGUUGACCAGCAAUAAGGUACAUGAAAUUCAAUAUUUUAUUGGGAGGAUAUGUUGGUAUCUAGUAAAUAAUGCCUUCUUGAAUUCAGCCACAACUUUAUUUUAAAAUUGAUAAUAAGAAUAUCUGGCACCACAUCUUUAUAGAUUGUGCAUAGUAAUUUAUGCUGAAUUUUGAAAUAUCAAGAGGCAACUCAAGUUCAUUAUCAUUGUCAUUAUCAUGAAAAAUAUGUAUUCACUGUCAUCUGACUGCCUGAUACUAUUUAGGACAGGUGCUAUGGGUAUUUAGGGUAGGGAUUAGAAAUGUUUUGGAUUUGUGUCAGAGGGUACAAUAUCAGCCUGUUUUGGUGUGCACUUUUGACCAGUAUUUAGGCUCUCCUUUACACUUUAUUCCUCCAUUGUCCCACUGUGCUAAUAUCUGUUAUUUCCAUCAUUCUUUCCCAUCUGGCCACAUCUCUCCUGGGCAAUAGGGGCUAGAUUGAGGCUUACUAAAGGUAUCAAGCUUCACCUUCCAUUAUUGUUGCAUUAUUGGUAUAUGGUAUAUCUGCCUCAUUGCAUAUUUUAGGCAUGCAAUACAACAUUAAAACAGUUCAGAGGAUAUAGAGAAUAAAACAUUUAUCAUAGCUAACUGCAUCACUCUAAAAUUAAGAUAUUUUUAGGUAUUCCAUAGUGCACACAUAUAUGUAUAUGUCUUUAGUUUUUGUUUCACUGACUCUUUUCUUGGACUGUUAUUUCAUAUGACUUAAUCGAAAUUUUCUUUAGAAUUACUUUUGAUUCAGAACAGGUUUGAAAGUAAUGAGUACUUACCUAGUAACAAGAAAUCCAAAUCAGAAAUACAGAUUGUAGAAUACUAUUUGUAUAUUUACAUAAAACAUGUAUCUAGUGCCCACUGGCUACCUAGUAUUGCCUAAGACAAGUAUUUUGAGUGUUUAUAGCAGGGAUCAGAAACUAUAAAAUUCUAAUUUGCUCCUGAAUGUAGUAUGCUACUGAUGAAAUAAGCAUUCACGUGACAUACUGGACAUCCAUUUGGGAACAUGUACUGCACAGUAUAUUAAAGAUCAUUUGAUUUGGAUCACUGUAAAAUAUACACAUUAUAAUGACAUUGUGUUCUCAGAUAUUAAAAUGAUUAUCUGACAGAAAGAACCAACUUCAUGUAGCAUGGAACAUGUUAAUCUCUAUUGUCCACAUUAAAGAAUAGCUACAUCUACAUGAAUAUACUAGCAUUUAGUAAGUAAAAUGGACAUGGGUAGCUUUAGGAUUUCACUUUUCAACUUUUAAAAAUACUAUGACAUCAUAUCUAACACUAAUAUAAACUUGGUUAUUUAUAAUGGGCACUGAGUUAUUUUAUUUUGCUAGAGACAAUUAACUAUUGGUAGUAUUCUAGUCCAAGAUGUAGCAGAAUUGUAGCCAAAACCUACUUUGUCAUAAUGUUUUUAUAUGAACCUUGUAUGUCCUAGGUCUCAUCUAAAAAAAAUUAAAAAUAAAUAAAAAUGAAUGGUAGCUUACUGAAACCACAUUUGACUCAGAAGGGCAAAGGAGGUAUAAGAAGAUUGAUAUGAUCAUUUUACUAUAUUUAGUUCAUAUCCAUCUUAAAUUUUUGCUAAACAGAAAAUAGUCUUAUACACAGUAAUCUAUGCAAAAUGGAAGGUGUCAGUCAAGUGCCUCAUGAGACAUCACAUCCAUAUUAGGGGAAUCAUCUGGUUGACAGUCAGGAAGAGCACUCAUGGAUUAGCUACGAAAUUUUGAAAACUGAGUGAAUUACUAGGGAUGAAGUAAACACUAACAAAUGCAUAAGAGAUGUAUCAUGCCAGCUGGAGUUAUUUUCCCAAAGUAUUUCACUUCAGGCUUCAGGGAUCCUCAUAUAAUGGCUUCCAUGAGAAAUAAAAUCACUUCAGUUUCAAAUUCAGGGAUUGUACUUUCUAAGCAUGAUUUUUCAUGCUUGAAAAGAGUCUUCACUGACACACACAAGAGAAGACUCUUGCUCCCUAAUAUCGGUUAUUAGGUUUAAUCACUAACAGAUUGUAUAUGUAGUUAAUGCCAAAUGCAUGUAGCAUAGAACAAGGUUUACCAAACUACAACAAAGAGGGAAAGACUUUUGAGCUUCUGGAUAUUGUUCAAUUUAUAGUGGGAACUUUCAUAAGGAUUGCUUUGACAGUAAUGAGUGGAAAGUCACCAAGUUAGCAAUGGUUACCACUAUGUGUUUUUUUAACAUUAAAUUGUACAUAUGUCUAAAAUUUAUUCCCAAGCAAUACCUUCUCAUGCUAACUCUUAAAGCAAUAAUUUAAGCCAUGGUGAUGCUAAUACAUGCAACAUACUUCUACGUGAGGUAACCACUAAACCCUGGGAAAAUGCCAAAACUCUGUACAAAAGCAAUAAUAAAGCAUGUUAUGGUUUAUUUAAAGAUUUCUUUUCCACAGUCGCCAGGGUGCCAUAAAAACUGAGGUACAGAACAUAGCAGAUGAGCUCUUUAAUCUAUCUCAGAUGUCACCAUUUGCCAAUCUGCUACAAAGUAAUUAUUGUCCCUUGCAUAGUUAUUCCUGGGAUCUAAAUAACACACAUAUGGAGAAUUUCUCUCAUACCAUGAUUUCUGUUUCUGAUUGUUUCUGUGAAGUCUUAGAGCCACAUUGAAGAUGAAUAGCAGAACCGGGACAGUUGUACAGUGAAUAUUCUGAUGAGACAGUAGAUUUUAUAGGAAUAAGGAGGGGCUCCUUGUAGUGACAGCUAACUAAAAUGUUGGUCCAUGGUGAACAAGCUCUUGGAAGAGGAAAGGCUGAAUGGGAAAGGGUCAUUAAGAAACAACAGAUUUGUGGUUUUAUCAGCAAAGGGAAGCCUCUGAGAGGAAACUGAUUUGUAGCUUCUUUACAGCUUAAAGUGUUAGAGUUGGCUGGGGCACUGAAAUGUUGUCACUAGCUCAGGGUCACAUACAGUAUAUGACAGAGAUGGGACUGGAACUCAUUUCUUCCUGACUUCAAGGAUAAUUCCCCAUCUAUUUCACUGUUGUGACUCUUCAAGGGGUCAUGUUUUAUGGAUAUUAAUUAGGGAUUGAGAAAUGUUUAUGUAGGGGAGAUCAUUGUCUUUAGGAUGUGAAUCUGAAAGUCUUGCUGGGUGAUGGACUAAAACAAAAAUUGAUAACAGAAUUAUUUCUACCUAUUUAAGUUGUGCUCGAGAUGAGUGAGGAAACAGGGAAACCCUAAGUGAUGAUUCUGGUGUUUUGAAUGUUGCCACUUAACGUUUAUUUUUAAUCCAGUCAGAGUAGUGUGUCAAAGUUAACCAGAACUAUGAAAGAUGUUGAUCCUUGUAUCAUUUAGAACCCUAGAUGGAGAAGGUGACUUGUGUAUCCAAGCUGUCUUUUAGGCAAAAAAGUAGACAUUUCUCUUCAUUCUAUGUAAUUUGGGCAGGAGGGAAAGAAUGGACGUCUGAGCCUUAAAAAACAAAAACAAAUAAACAAAAGAACAAAAACAGAUAAAUAUGAAGCUAGUGUGACCUAACUAGAUAUUAUCUCCUCCAUCCUAUCAUUACCCUGGGAAAAGAUGAGAAUAUGGGCAAGUGCAAGUCCAUGUACUGACCACAAACAGAGCAUAAGAAUUGUAAUCUAUCACCAUUCCCAUGGAAAUAGCCUGUUUCACUCAAGAAAUUCAGCAAGACCCCCCCCCAUACUUUUAAAAUAAAAGUCAUUGACACAUGCUGUCAUUAUUUAAUGAAUGAUAAAGACACCAAAUUAAUGUAUAUUAAAUGACAGCCAUUUUACCUUUCUCAGAUAACCAAGUUACUUGUAUAUAGCGUGCUAAUUUCCAGUAUUUGCUUAAGCCAUUGUGGCUAAGUAACUGAAAACCUAAAAGAGAGAAAAGCUAAGUGCAAAGCAAGACCAUUUGGGCUAGGUUUUGAUUUCACUGGUGGGGGAGGGGAGGAAUUUGUGUUGAUCCAAUGAUAUGAUACAUAGUACAAAAGGGACUGGGAGUGAUUCUACCUAUGGAGCAAAGUCAGCUAUGAGAAGAGUUGCUUCUUCGUACCUCUGCUUUUCCUGAUGCCAUUCUUCUUGUGUUAUUGUCUAGCUGCAGUUCCAAACUUGAUAGAUGCAUGAAACAGGGAAAAGUGUUAGGGGUGGAGGGAGGAAUAAUGCAGGCAACUGUGAAUAAUGAAGACCAAGGUGAUUGCAUUUUUUUUUCCUUCCUUUUAGAAGAUGUGGGGAGUAUUAGAAGAGUGGCAGCUCCUGUGGAGAGCACUACUGGUUUAAUGAAACCCAAAUGGUUUCCCUAGCCUAUUGUUCUCUCCUAUUUCAAAGAAACAAACUUCACAAGCCCCACAUCUUUCUCAGGAGGCAGUGCCAACCUCUUGGCAGCUGCACAUUUCAUCAGGACUGGGAUUAGUUGUUUGUGGAGCUACAAAUAGAAACUCUGUGAAUGUGGCAGAUAAGGCUAGACGCAGUUACAGUGGUGAAGGUAAAUCAGUGUCAGAACAUCUGGAGUGAUGGGACAAAGAAAGCUGAAUGCUGAACCUUGCUACAGGCCUCAGGCUAAGGAAGUAAAAUUAGCACAGGCCAGGGGAGUACUGAAAGGAAAGCGAUCUUGAAAAACAGUCCUCCCCUUUCUUCACUUGCCAAAUCUUCCUAUUCAAGAAGCUUAAACAGUUUGUGUUUAUGUGGUCUAGGGUUUUAAAAGGUUAUCACUUGCAUUUAGAUUUUUUUCUAGGUACCUAAUUCUCAUCUCAAGAGAAAUCCUUUAAGUAAGUACUUAAGUAUAUUCAAUGUCAUUUUAGCCCAUUAUUCUUCUGACUAGCUAUAACUAAUUCUAAUUCUCUUGUCUUGUGUUGCUUUUUGUUCUAAUGAGUUCUAUGAAUUGACCUAGACAAUUUAAGUCAAGGAUUGUGAAAUCAUUUCUGAGCAUAUUACAUUUAUUUAUCUAUGUGCAUGUGUAUAUGUGUUUAGAGGGGCUUCCACCUGCCUCCCUAAUAUCAUCCUCAACUUGGACCUAUGAUGUUGACAGGAUAGAUUUCUUAUGCAACAAUGAAGACUGAAAAGAGAGGAUGGGUAGAAGCUAGGUUCAUGAGAUCAUAGAUUAAGUGCUAGAAAGGCUCUGUGAUGUAGUUUGACACAACCCCCUCAAUUUAUAGUUGAGGAAACAGAGAAAUAGAGAGCUUAGGUGAUUUUUCUUCUCAGUUAACCUAGGUCACACAGGUAGUAUGUGGCAAAGCCAGGAGUAAAAGCCAGGUCCUUUGAUUCUCUAAGUCCAGGAUAUUUUCACUUAUUCUGCAUUUCUUGUGUAUAGUACAUACAUAUGCGUCUUGAGCACCCAAUUAUCUGAAUAAAUGAAUGAAUAUGAAUAAAAACAUUUUAACUAUGUAAAAUUGAAAAAAUAAUAUUCAAUGGGGUUGGGGAUGAGGAGAGAAAAUAGUUUGCUGUUAAUUUACAAAGUUAUUUUUCAAGAAAAUGAAUAAGAAGAUUGGGAAAGAAAUAGGAAAUGAUAGUACCAGGGAAUCACUGAUAGCUGAAUUUCUCAGUAUUUGGUAGUUUGACUUGGCUGAAGUCACACAGAUAGGAAAUGGAUCUGAAUCGAAUUUCUCAGUAUUUGGUAGUUUGACUUGGCUGAAGUCACACAAGUAGGAAAUGGAUCUGAAUCUAUAUUUUCUUUGGUGGUAGUAGUUUGACUCCUAUUCAAUGGUAAUAUCCUAGUGUGUGGUAAGAAGUGGCUCUUUCUUUACUUUGCAUAUAUUCAUGUGAAUUGAUACAGGUUCAUUCAGAUCCAUGAAACACAAAGGAGUCAUAUAUGGUCAAAUGAAUAUUCAGUUUCCAGAUGCCUCCCAAAUAUUGCCCUCAACUUGGGCCUAUGAUGUUAACAUCCUAGUUAUUUAAUGGGAAUGGAAUAUAAGUAAUUGAAGAAAAAAUAGCCUUUGAAAAUCAAAGUAGAUUUGCCUGGUUUUGUGGUUUAUUGUCCUAAAAAUAAUUUGAUGUCCAGAGUUGUUUAGCAUUUUAAAGCACCUUGUAUAUCUUAUCUCCUUUGACCCUUACAACAACCCGGUGAAGCAGAUACUAAAGGUAUUCCUGCAUUUUACAGAUGAGAACUGAAGCUUAGGAAGGUUAUGGGACUUGCCCAGGAUUACAAAAUUGGUACUACUCCUUCCACUAUCUCAUGCUCUUUAUCAAAGCAUUCCAAGAAUACUCUACUAGUUAUUUCAAGAUUUGGUUAGAAAAGAAAGGAAGAGAGGAAUGGAGGGAGGAAAGAAAAGUAAAAGAGGGAAAAGGAAAGGAUGAAAGGGAAAAAGGCAGGAGGGAGGGAAGGAAGGAAUGAAGGAAAAAGGAAUGAGGGAAGAA
Molecule: messenger RNA, 12406 nt
Organism: Dromiciops gliroides (monito del monte)
Lineage: Eukaryota; Metazoa; Chordata; Mammalia; Microbiotheria; Microbiotheriidae
Gene: GUCY1A2
Product: guanylate cyclase 1 soluble subunit alpha 2
Exons: 8
Coding region: 8-2191 (727 amino acids)
Biological process (GO): response to oxygen levels; cGMP biosynthetic process
Cellular component (GO): guanylate cyclase complex, soluble
Molecular function (GO): guanylate cyclase activity; heme binding
Source: RefSeq, a predicted model, not a curated record